AUGAACAGAAAACAAAAUGGUGAACUAUUUGAAAAUACUAAUGAUAUACAUACAUUUUAUCAAUGUUCAAAUGGGAAUAUAUAUUUGUUAAGUUGCCCAUUACCCCUUGUAUGGUAUCAACAAUAUCAAAGAUGCGAUCGGGGUGAAUCAGAAGCUUCUUGUCAGGCCAAUAUUGAUCGUGCUGAAGAAUUAUGCAGUGCUGAAAUCAGUCUGGUCCGGCCGGUUGGAAUUAUACCUCAAACCGGUGAAAAACCGGCGAAACCGGUAAAAAACUGGCGAAAAAAUCGCGAAGUUUUUGAAAAUCGAUUUUCCGAAAGAAUUUCCCCAGAAGUGAAAUAG
Molecule: messenger RNA, 339 nt
Organism: Didymodactylos carnosus
Lineage: Eukaryota; Metazoa; Rotifera; Eurotatoria; Philodinida; Philodinidae
Source: the annotation of a GenBank genome assembly